AUGUCGAUCAAGCGUCUCCACCGCGUCACGGCAGACAGACGCCGCAACAGAGACAUCCGCCAAGCCCCAUCAGGUGAACAGCAGCAGCAGCAACAGCAGCAAUAUCAACAGCCCUCGCCGCGUAGUCGCGAGCUGCCGGCCCUGCCCCCGGCGUCGGCCACGGAGGCAUCGCCCAUCCAACGGCCUCCUCCCGUCGCCGAUAUCCCGCCCCGGUCAGACACCGCCUUCUCACAAGCACAUACGCUUGUAAGGAAUAAUAGUACGCGGUCCAGAAGCUCGAUAGCAAAGCUACCGUUCCCGGAGGAGCCGUCGUCGUCUUCGCAAGAGCAACCUGCUCUGCGAUCUAUCUUCCCUCAGUACAACCCGGAAAGGCCUCUCAACCAGCAAGACUACUUCCCCACGCAAACAAGCCCAACUCAUAUUCCACGGGCCGUGAUUAAUCGGACAACAUGGUAUCCAAACCCUCAGGAAGCGGAAAGCCAAAAUGACCAGCACAGGAGUCCUCCCAUGAGGAGUCCCCUGAGUGGAGGCUCAGCGCAAAGAUGGCCAAGGAGACAGAUCGAGCCUCCCAUCAUCCCGAGUGUAUCAUCGAAUGAGCACAUGAAGAGCCUGUGGAAGGUCUCCAACGGCUGGAAAGCACCCCCUUCAGAAGGCAGAGUGUACUGCAUGAAGCUAUCCCAGGAGAAGGAUGCACCAGUGUACACACUCUCCUCAACAUCACAGCCCUUCUACAACAUCCGGCUCGAUCCCACGUCCGCAUCAGCAUACGUCACCCUCAGCCGUCACGACCCCGCCAAGGUCUACAAGGCCCCGAACCCAAUGGCAAGUUCGUCAGCGAGCAGCAUCCUCUCCGGUGUCGUCGGUCACAAGGACAACAGCAACAACGGCAAAGGCGCCGAGAGCAAGCACUGGCAGGAAGUCCUCACCACCACCCUGGAGGAGGAAUCCCGCAAGCACCCGCCCAACGACGGCCUCGUGGCCCUCCUGUACCCGCUGGCGGCCGCCAAGAUGGCCCUCGACAAGCCGGGCGACAUGAACGCCAUCAUGACGGCUGAGACGGAGUGCGCCCGCCUCGUCUGGGACGAGGACUCCCGCUCGCACUUCCUCGUCCACCCGGCCCUCGCCACCCCCUUCUGCGUCACCAUUGAGCGCUCGCCCGCCUGGAGCCGGGUCGAGUACACGCUCGAGCACCACGAGUCGCCGCAGCACCUCGCCAAGCUGACGCGCGACGGCACGGGCGGCGGCUACCUCGAGGUCGACACGGCCAUCGCCGCAAAGAUUGACAGCUUCUUCAUCGUCGACGUCGCCGUGGCGGCACUCAUGCUCGUUGCGGCGGCGGACGAGAAGAACACAAAGGUCGAGACCUUUGAGCCGCCCCCGGCGCCGCAUGAUCCUGUCGGUAGCAGCGGCCGCGAUAGCCGGUUGAGCAAGAGGGAGGAGAAGAAGAGGGCCGCCGCCGCGGCGCGCAGGGGUAAGAUGGAGGAGUUUGAGAUUGACGUCGAGAGCCAGGACAGCAGCUUUGCGAAGCUGGAGCAGGUUGGCAAGGAGACGCGCGACAGGCUGCCUUGGCCUUUAAGAGCGCUCUUCAAAGUCGUGGCUGGGUUGUUCAAGUGUCUUGUCUGGCUGCUGACGAUUGGCUUCAAGGCCCUUGCUGCCAUUGUCAAGGGGCUUGCCAGGUGCGUCGGUGUCAAGUCCAAGUGA
Molecule: messenger RNA, 1701 nt
Organism: Colletotrichum fioriniae
Lineage: Eukaryota; Fungi; Ascomycota; Sordariomycetes; Glomerellales; Glomerellaceae
Source: RefSeq, a predicted model, not a curated record